Messenger RNA from Saprolegnia parasitica CBS 223.65, 1306 nucleotides. RefSeq names its product CAMK/CAMK1 protein kinase. The transcript has 3 exons. Gene Ontology annotation, cellular component: phosphorylase kinase complex. Gene Ontology annotation, molecular function: phosphorylase kinase activity; calmodulin binding; ATP binding. NCBI's taxonomy places the organism in Eukaryota, Oomycota, Saprolegniomycetes, Saprolegniales, Saprolegniaceae. The coding region runs from base 37 to 1248 and encodes 403 amino acids. The record is from RefSeq and is a predicted model, not a curated record. Gene Ontology annotation, biological process: glycogen biosynthetic process; protein phosphorylation.
AGCCACCACAUUGCCUUUAGCACGACAACGGAGACCAUGGGCGGAAGCAACUCGACGAUGUGCUGCUGUGGCCGCGGCCCGCGCCCCACCGAGGACGAGGGCUCUGCUGCGCCCAAGUCCCGCGGCGUGCAUGAGGCCACGGCCGCCGUCGACGGUCCGCUCGAGGACAGCGAUAACCUCUCGACGCCGCCGCAGAGCCCGCGCAUCGACGACGAGUCGCUCUCGCCGGCUAUCCAGUCGCGCCCGUCGCUCGUCUCGUCGCAUCACUUUGCCGACAUUUACGCCCUCGACGUCGACCAAAAGCUCGGCGAAGGCGCGACUGCCAUCGUGUAUGUGGCCACGAACAAGCGCAACGGGAAGCGCGUCGCCGUCAAGUGCUUUGAGAAGGCCAAGAUGGUGCAGAACGAGAUCCGAGACCUCUUCAUGGAGGUGGGCAUCCUCAAGCUCAUGAAGCACAAGAACGUGUUGCAGCUCCAUGACUUUUUUGAAGAGCCCGCGCACUUCUUCAUCGUCACGGACCUCCUCGAGGGCGGCGAGCUCUUUGACCGGAUCGUCGAGAAGGAGUUUUACUCGGAGAAGGAGGCGCGCGACGUCAUCAAGACGCUUCUGGAAGCGAUCCAGUACCUCCACGACCUCAACGUCGUGCACCGCGACCUCAAGCCCGAGAACAUUUUGCUCACGUCGCAUGGCGACGACACGUCCAUCAAGAUUGCUGACUUUGGCUUUGCCAAGCAGGACUUUGAAGGCAAGCUCACGGACAAGUGCGGGUCGCCCGACUACAUUGCGCCCGAGAUCCUCGCGCGGUCCUUCUACGGCAAGCAGGUCGACGUAUGGUCGGCCGGGAUCAUCACGUACAUCCUCCUCUGCGGCUACCCGCCCUUCUCGGGCAAGAACAACACGGUGCUCUUCAACAACAUCAAGGCCGGCCAGUUUGAGUUCGAGUCGCCGUACUGGGACGACGUGUCCUCGGAAGCCAAGGCCUUUGUCCGCCGCAUGCUCGUGGUCGAUCCGUCUGCGCGCGCGACCGUCGACAUGCUCCUGAACGACGUCUGGAUCACGGGCGACGUCUCGGCGACGCCGCUCAACGGUGUCAUGGACGAGCUGCGCCGCUUCAACGCGCGCCGCAAGUUCAAGGCCGCCGUCAAGACCGUGCAGGCCACCGUGUCGCUCCUCAACAACGCCCGCGCUCGCUCCUCGUCGACGCCCAUGACGCCGCCCGCCCGCGCCCCCACCGACGUCGUCGUCUAGUGUAUCUACUUAGUCUAGCCCAAUUUUGGUCAAUAGAGCCUCUUUCAUGCUUCCCUCU